AUGUCCAUAGCGGACACACUACCUCCAGCAAUUUUUGCAACAAUCAGUAGUAUAUUAAUAAUUUUACAAAUUAUUAAAAAUCGUGAAAAGUAUUUUGAAACGUCAUCAGACGAAGCUCCUGAUGAUGUAGUUGAUUAUGCGCGCUUCUCAACGGUAAAAAGGGACGUCGCCAGACUUGGGAUCACGAUAUUGCAGACUGGAUUGUUUAGUUUUUUAUUCUUUUGGAGAUUGAAGCAUGGAAAUAAUCCAAAUUUUGAUACGAUAAGCCCCGGGAUUCUUGCAAUUUGUUGGUUUUAUGCGCUUACAAUAUCAAUUAUUGCCUUGUCACUGAAAUCGAGACGUUUGAGAUGGACAUUAAAUGCAUAUUUGGCUGUAUUUUUUUUUAUCUCCUCUCUAUGCUUACUUUGGAAAUCUACAAAAGUUAUAAAAUUAAGCGGUUCUUAUCGCGUAGACAAAAUAAUUGAAAAAUUAAUUGUAAUAUGUAACUUUGUUUUAUCUGUGGUGGCUACAUCGAUUGCUAUCACAACACCAAUGAGUCCACCAAUACUUCAAAAUGGAAGAGUUGUUUGUGCAAUCGAGUAUUGCUCAAUAUGGGACUUUAUUACCUUCUCCACUGUUUCUAAAUUAAUUUUCAAAGCUUACAAACAAAAGACUUUCAAUAAUGAUGAUCUUGACUUGCUUCCAUUUGCUUAUCAAGCUAAGUCAUUAUAUAAUGCUUUCAAAAAAACCAAAAGUAAACUUUUGUACCGAAUAUUGGUGGUUAAUAAAGGUGUUAUAGGCUUACAGCUUUUAUUCACAAUGAUGGGUGCUGCUUUAUAUUAUGCACCAAUGAUUUUCUUAUACCGUUUUCUAUCAUUUAUUCAAACGAGACCUGAAAAUGGGUCUUUGGAACUUGGAUUUGUAUAUGUAUUUGGAAUGCUUAUUUCAUAUAUUAUGCUACAUUUUACUCUAGAACAGAAUCGGUAUUGGGCCGCAAAUGUACUUAAUAUUAGCGUAAAGGGGAUGAUUAAUUCCGAAAUCUAUUCAAAAAGUUUAAGACGAAUUAAUUCACAUGUUUCAACUGUGAAAGAUAAAUGUAAUAAAUCUAGGGAUAGCUUCAACGAUGAUAAUUCGUCUAUUGGCAAGGUUACAAAUCUUAUGUCAAUUGAUACAAAUCGUGUUAGUGAAUUCUCUGAAUGGUGGACAAGUACAAUUGAUAGUCCGAUAGAAUUAGUAGUUGGUGUUUAUUUUUUAUAUCAAUUAAUGGGUGUGUCUUGUUUGCUCGGUUUGUUGGUUAUGAUCAUUACACUUCCAAUUAAUCAUCAGAUGGCCAAGUUAUAUGCAAAAACUCAAGACGAGCUUAUGAAUGCUAGAGAUCGUAGAGUGGGACUUAUGAAUGAAGUUUUACAAAGUAUUCGUAUGAUUAAAUUCUUAUCCUGGGAAAAAAAUUGGGAAAAUAAAGUAUUGGAAAUUCGGAAAAUUGAGCUUGAACAACUUCGAAAUAACUUUAUUUAUUUGUCCAUAAUUGAUUUAUUGUGGAUGGCUUCACCUAUCUUAGUCACUAUCCUCAGUUUUUUCUUCUUCACCAAAAUUCAAGGAAAUGAGCUUACAGCUGCCAUUGCUUUUACUUCAAUAGCUGUUUUCAAUGAGCUUCGAUUUGCCCUUAAUACUUUGCCCGAAGCUUUCAUGGAUGCACUUCAAGCAUUGGUCAGCAUUCGUAGAAUAGAAAAAUUUUUAGAUGAAGAUGAGAUCGAUACUUCUCCAGAAAAUAAUUCAUUUAUGAAAUCAAUUUAUUUUGAAAAAGCAACUGUUUCAUGGAAUAAAAUUAAGGAAAACAGUAAUGAGUUUAUUAUGCAAGAUUUGGAUUUGGAAUUUCCUGUGGGAGAAUUAAGUAUCAUUUGUGGGCCAGCCGGAUCUGGGAAGACAUUAUUAUUAAUGUCACUUCUUGGAGAAACGAAUAUCAUUAGUGGCAAGAUUAAUAGUCCACAUUGUUUAACAAAUCCCAUUGAUAAAAAUAUCAAUGAAAACAAUUGGAUUCUUCCGAAUUGUACUGCUUAUGUUGCACAGCAAACAUGGCUUCAAAAUGCUUCUAUUCGAGAUAAUGUUCUUUUUGGUCUUCCCUAUAAUGAAAAUCGUUAUAAUCAAGUUAUAAAAAUAUGCGCACUAGAAAAAGAUUUUCAAAUACUUGAAGACGGAGACAUGACGGAGAUUGGUGAAAAAGGAAUUACGCUAAGUGGUGGUCAGAAAAUGCGUGUCGCUUUAGCAAGAGCUGUCUAUUCACGAGCAAAACAUAUAUACAUUGAUGACGCUUUCAGUGCUGUUGAUGUGCAUACUGCUUGGCAAUUGAUGAAUAAAUGUCUAUUAGGUCCUAUUAUGACGGGACGUACUCGAAUUCUUGUAACAAAUCAUAUCAGACUAUGUUUGGCUGGUGCCACUUAUUUGGUUGCCGUCGAUAAUGGAAAAAUUAUUACAUCUGGUGUGAUUUCAGAAUUACGUAAUUCAGGAAAAUUGGCUUCGAUCUCUGAUAAGAAUGUCACUGAACAGUUAAUCUCAUCUUCAGCCAAUUUUGAUCACAGUACUGAUUCAUCAACUACUUCAAAUGCAACUCUUAUCGAGGACGCCACUCAGGUGGAUGACUCACAACAAAUAAAAAAAGUCUCCAAAGCAAGAGUUCUUAUCAAAGAAGAAGUACGACCAACUGGCGUGGUUAAGUUUAAGAUUUACAGGUCAUAUUUUCGCGCAAAUGGAAAUAUACUUUAUUGGUUUAUUGCUGCAGCAAUAUUUAUUGGGGCUAGAGGAAUACAGAUAAUAGAAAAUUGGUGGCUUCAAGUUUGGUCAAAUGCCAACAAUAAUAACGCGACAGUUCCAACAAUUUUCAACUUGGUUCAACAAGAUAAUUUAGUCAUAAUUCAUAAGUCACAUAGCGUUGACUACUAUUUAAAUAUAUACGUAUUAAUUGCAUUCCUAUCUAUUAUUACCGGUGUUUCGCGUUUUGUUUGGCUUUUUUAUGGAUCUUUGAGAGCGUCUAAAAAACUUUAUCAAAUACUACUUCAUCAAAUUAUUCGCGCCCCAUUAAGAUUUUUUGAUACGACCCCAAUUGGGAGAAUUCUUAAUAGGUUCAGUAAGGAUUUUGAAACAAUUGAUAGCACAUUAGCAGGCGAACUUGCAUGGUUUUUGAUCAAUGUAAAUAAAUUUCGUUUGUCUUACUUUGUGAAUAGUACAUAUACCUCUGAUUAUAACGCCACUGUCCAAGACAAUAAAAAUUUUAAUGCAUUUGUACUCAUGACUUUAAGUACUAUGGCUGUUAUAACGGUCAUUACAAAAGAGUUUCUCGUUGCGGCAAUCUUCUUUGGUAUUAUUUAUACAAUUGUUGGUACACUAUACGCAAAGGCAUCACGAGAGCUCAAGAGAAUGGGUUCUGUGUCAAGAUCCCCAUUAUAUUCUCACUUCACCGAAACUUUAAUUGGCAUAACAACAAUUAGAGCUUUCGGUGCAUCGAAACGCUUUAUGCAAGAUAUGCUAUUAAA
Messenger RNA from Dentiscutata heterogama, 3506 nucleotides. Lineage: Eukaryota; Fungi; Glomeromycota; Glomeromycetes; Diversisporales; Gigasporaceae. The record is from the annotation of a GenBank genome assembly.